ACUUGAUAUCUGAUUUUGAGAUUACCUGCACUGUCUCUAUAGAUAAGGACAGACAAUAUGUCUGCGUUACAAAAACUGGCAGUUUUUGUUGUGGGGUUUGCAGUGGCGUUUUAUUUCUAUUCCACGAGUGACAAAUUUGAACCAGAAAUGCUGAAUGGUAAACGUGUCAUUGUCACUGGAGCAAGUUCUGGAAUUGGAGAACAGAUGGCAUAUCAUUUGGCACAAAUGAAGAGCCAUGUGUUCAUUACAGCCCGAAGGGAAGAAAGAUUAAAGCAGGUUGUGGCAAAGUGCUUGGAGCUCGGAGCAGCCUCCGCGCAUUACGUUGCAGGAAGCAUGGAUGAUAUGGCUUUUGCAGAACAUGUUGUGGCAGAAGCUUGGAAAACCUUUGGAGGUUUGGACAUGCUAAUUUUGAAUCAUAUUGGCAAUACCUCUUUUGGCUAUUUUGAUGGAAAUGUGGAUCACAUCCGAAAACUUAUGGAAAUCAACUUCCUUAGCUAUGCUACUAUGACUGUUGCAGCCCUGCCUAUGUUAAAAGAAAGUGGUGGGAAUAUCGUGGUAGUUUCAUCUUUGGCAGGUAAAGUUCCAACACCAUUCACAGCUGCUUAUUCAGCUACCAAGUUUGCACUGGAUGGAUUUUUUGGUACUCUGAGACACGAGUUAAUACUGCAGAAUUUCAAUGUGUCUGUCACUUUGUGCGUCAUUAGUUUUAUUGAUACUGAUACAGCUGUAAGAGUAGUUUCAAAAGUGAUUCGUCAACCCCCAGCUCCAAAACAGGAAUGUGCCUUGGAAAUUAUUAAGGGAGGCAUCCUUCGAAAACGAGAAGUGUAUUAUGCAUAUGAAGCUACAAAAAUUCCACUUCUGAUAAGGGACUGGGCCCCAGAAUAUUUGGACAGCCUCAUCCGUAUGAAUUAUAACAUAGAAAAUAUAAAGAAUCCUGAAUAGUCUGCACUGCAACAGAAAUGUCUGAAAAUUCUGGAAGAUUUGAACAGUCUUUUAAUUUCUCUGCUGUCAAGUCCAUUCAGUCUUUCUACAGUGGUACGCCUUAAACGUAAUUAAAAUCUAAAACUUUGGGGCAGCCAUGUUGUUAAUCGUUUACAAAAAUUAACCAAAAACUGAUUGCAUGAAUAUUUGGAAGAUGGAUUUUUUAAACUAAGCACUCAGGAUAUUUUCAUUUUUAGUCAUUAAAACUUUGGUACAAUGUAAAAGUAUUAAUGAAUUAUGAGCAGUGAAACAUGACAAAUUAACAAC
This is a messenger RNA of Protopterus annectens (West African lungfish), 1248 nucleotides long. RefSeq names its product hydroxysteroid 11-beta dehydrogenase 1 (gene HSD11B1). Lineage: Eukaryota; Metazoa; Chordata; Ceratodontiformes; Protopteridae. Gene Ontology annotation, cellular component: intracellular membrane-bounded organelle; endoplasmic reticulum membrane. Gene Ontology annotation, molecular function: steroid binding; 11-beta-hydroxysteroid dehydrogenase (NADP+) activity. Gene Ontology annotation, biological process: steroid catabolic process. The coding region runs from base 58 to 942 and encodes 294 amino acids. The record is from RefSeq and is a predicted model, not a curated record. The transcript has 6 exons.